Alternaria incomplexa is the source of this 429-nucleotide messenger RNA. RefSeq lists its product as uncharacterized. The transcript has a single exon. The record is from RefSeq and is a predicted model, not a curated record. The coding region runs from base 1 to 429 and encodes 142 amino acids. Lineage: Eukaryota; Fungi; Ascomycota; Dothideomycetes; Pleosporales; Pleosporaceae.
AUGCUGCGCCUCAUCAACCGCCUCCUCGGCCGCCACGAGAACACACUCCCACCGUUCGACUUCGCGCGCAACAAGUACCCAGCCAAGAAGAAAUGGCCGCCGAACCUGCGCGCCCUGACGGAGAAGCAGCAGUUCCGGUUCGAGCGCAAGUUCAAGCGACGCAUCAAGGCGAAGUCGAUACGGCCAGAAUGGAACAAGUGGACCAAGGUGGUGCAGUGGAGCAUGAUCAGCUUCAUCGUUGUCUACGGUGUCUUGUUCCACGACUUCCGCAAGGACCCGAUGAACCCAAGGCCGGGCGAGCAGCCGUUUGAGGGAUUGAGGAAGAGGAUGUGGGGGAUGUUUGGGGGGUUCUACACACAUACGAGCGAGGAAGCUAGGUCUCCCAUAGCGGUGGGAGAAAGUCCAGAACGGAAAGGUAGUCGCGACUAG